Myxocyprinus asiaticus (Chinese sucker) is the source of this 5411-nucleotide messenger RNA. Its product is annotated as leucine-rich PPR motif-containing protein, mitochondrial-like. Gene Ontology annotation, molecular function: protein binding. The transcript has 38 exons. The record is from RefSeq and is a predicted model, not a curated record. NCBI's taxonomy places the organism in Eukaryota, Metazoa, Chordata, Actinopteri, Cypriniformes, Catostomidae. The coding region runs from base 6 to 4322 and encodes 1438 amino acids.
UAAACAUGGCUGCGCUCUUAAGAUCAGCCCGGCUACUUAAAUAUUCACCAACUGCAUUGCUUCAGGUAGUAAGGAGCAGCAGACAUGGACCGACAGCAGGUCGUUUUUACAGCGGAGCGGUCGGGACUAAAUGUGUAGAGUUUUAUGGCCGUCAGGCAGUCCCAGGACGGUUCAAUGUAAACAGAUCUGCCUUGCCCUGUGCAAUCUGUCGUCAGUAUGGAGUGGUCCAGGAGCAGAGGGGUCCGGUGAAGGAUGAGCCCAGUCUAGCUGUCCGGUCCAAGCAAGCUCAGCAGUUUGACUGGGCUCUGGCGAAACUAGACAGCUCAGUUAGACGGACAGGCAGGGUCACCAAAACGCUGCUGCUACGCAUCUUUCAUGAUAUUUGCAGAACAGGUUAUCCUAGUGGAAAUCAAGCCCUGUUGUUGUUGAGAAGCUGUGGUUCCUUACUCCCCGAGGUUCCCUUGGCCGAGCGCACAGAGCUAGCGCAAUGUAUCUGGGAUAAGCUUCAAGAACAUGGUGCCACCUAUGAUGUGAGCCAUUACAAUGCCCUGCUCAAGACUUACCUGCAGAAUGAGUUCAGAUUCUCUCCAACUGACUUCCUGGCUAAAAUGGAAGCGGCUAAUGUUCAGCCAAACAGAGUGACCUAUCAGAGACUCAUUGCUGCAUACUGUCAGGAUGGGGACAUUGAUGGUGCAAGUACAAUCCUGGGCUUUAUGAAGAGCAAAGACCUGCCAGUCACAGAAGCUUUUUUCAACUCUGUAGUGACAGGUCAUGCCCGGGCUGGGGACAUGGAGAGUGCUGAAGGUAUCCUGGCAGUCAUGAGAGGGGCGGGGAUUGAGCCAGGCCCAGACACGUACCUGUCUCUCCUCAAUGUAUAUGCUGAGAAAGGACACACUGACAAAAUUAAACAGACUCUAGAGACAGUGGAAAAUGCUGAUAUCCAUCUCAUGGAUAGAGAUUUGAUGCAAGUGAUUUUCAGUCUGACUAAGGCCGGCCACCAGCAGUUUGUGCCUGAGAUUGUGGAGCGCAUGCAUCAUGAGAGAGGAUAUGUACCAGAUGCUAUGAACCUCUGCUUGAGUCUGAUAACUCAGGGACAUGAAGAUACAGCGUUUUCAGUGCUUAAGAGCUUCACCAGCCUGCAGGUAGAGUCACAGACUAGUGAUUCUCCAGACUUGGGAAAUUUCUUUCUUCGCCAUUGCGUCAAUAUGGACAAGUCUGUGGACACGAUGGCUGGAUUUUGCAAAGAUCUCAAAGAUUCUGGUCUGCACUCUACACCACUGCAGUUCACACUUCAGUGUGCUCUGGAAGCCAAGAAGACUGGUAUGGCUGUUGAGCUCAUGAGAAGGAUGAAGGAGGGAGGUUUGCCUGUCAGACCACACUAUUUCUGGCCCCUGUUUACUCAUUACCAGAAAGACAAGAACAUUCCUGGUAUUCUGGAAACUCUGAGAGGCAUGCAAGAGCUGGAUGUCCCUGCAGAUGUUGAUACCUAUUCUACCUACAUCCUGCCCUGCUUCCCAUCAGUAGACAGUGCCCGCACAGCUCUUAAGGAGGCUGGCUGUGACGUGAACAUGGAUAGCUUGAUUGCAGCAGAGUUGCGAAGCGAAGCAUCACGUGGAAAUCUUGCAGGCCUGCUCUCUCUGAUGUCUUCAUCCACUCUCCCAGCCAUUGACCUCAGUGCUUUCAGAGCCAGUCUUCUCUUUGGAUUCAGAGGGAUUCAAGAUGUGGAGCUUAUGGCUAAGAUCACAGAAAUUCUCUACAAAGACAGCCGAUUCAAUCGGGUUGACCCUGAAAGUUCAGAAAAUGUGGCCUACUUUCUCUACAAUCUUAUUGAUGCCAUGAGUGAAACAGAGGUGCAGUCCAAGGAAGAGAAGCUUAGGGAAUACUUCAGCCUGCUCAAGAACAUGAAUAUCAACAUACCUAUGAAUAUCUUCAGAGGAAUCAGGAACAUUCUGGAGUCCUACCAUGUUCCAGAGCUUAUCAAGGAUGUCCUUGCUCUUGUGGAUAGAAAAGAAAAUGGGAUGGUAACUGAUGGGUCUCUGAUUAAGGGUCUAGAGGGGAGGAUGGUGUUUCUGGAGAAAACCUUGGAAGAGUUGAAAUCUGAGGGAAAGCCUGCUGAUUCCAUCCUCAAGAAAAUAAUUGCAAUCCUGUGUACUGAGGAGAAACUGGAGAGAGCUCUUGAGCUUAAAGCUCAGUAUGAACAGGAUAUGACUCCCGCCACAUACGCCAUGCUCAUCAACCUAUGUUGUCGCCAUGACAAUGCUGAGGAAGCCCUCAACCUUAAGAGGGAAUUGGCUCGCAAGGACUCUGAGGUAGCAUUGGAUGCUCAGAAGUAUGUGGCCUUGGUUCGAGUGCUGACCAAACAUGGCAAGCUGGAAGAGGCAGUAGACAUGCUGAAGGAGAUGAAGGAAAAGGAUGUGCCCUUAAGGGACACCACAAUCAAUUUGCUUACCCUCAUGAUGAACGCAGCUGCAAUUAAAGGAGAUGCCACCACUAUUCGACGCCUCCAGGAGACCAUCUUUACCCUGGGCCUGGCCAAACCGUCCAAUAAUCUCUGCUCACCCCUCAUCUCUUGCUAUCUGGAGAGUGGGGACUAUGCAGGCGCGUAUGAUGCCGCUGUGGAGUGCCAUAAGCAAUACAACCAGAUGCCCAAAAUCCAUGAUCUCAUCUGCGGCCUGGUGGAAAAGGGAGAUUCUGAGCUAUUACAGAAAGUCAUGGGGUUUUUGAGUCAGGAGCGUGGCGAGAUGAUGAUGCUCUAUGACCUUUACUUUGCCUUCCUGCAGAUGGGCCGCUACAAGGAGGCACGCAAAAUCAUCGAGACUCCUGGUCUAAGGGCACGAGCGACCCGUCUGCAGUGGUUUGCAGAGAAAUGUAUCUCAGCCCAACUGAUGGAGCCCCUGGAGAACAUGGUGGACAUGACUGUCAAGCUGUUUGAGUGUGACAGAGAUGACAUGUACCAUUAUUUGUUCCGUCUCUGCAAGGAGACCAAUGACUGGCAUAAGGCUGAGGCAGCCUGGACUAAAAUGCAAGAAGAGAAUCUGAUUCCCAGAGAGAGGACCCUGCGUUUGCUGGCUGAUAUCCUCAAAAGCAAUAACCAGGAGGUGCCCUUUGAGGUGCCUGAGGUGUGGUUUGAGGAGGACAUCAAAGGUCAGCCUGAGAUGGUCUUGGAGCAAGAGGACAAAUUCAGCCGUAUGGCUCAGACUUCACCUCGUAAAAAAGCCACAGCCUCGCCCCCUAAAAAGGCCACUGUUGAGGACUAUAAACUCCAUCUUCUGUCUCUCUGCAAGAAAGGCAAAGUUCAGGAGGCCUAUGACAUUGUGAAGGAGGCAGAUAGGAAGGGCAUGGUUCUUGGGCCUUCCCCAUAUGAUGCCCUAAUCAAAGCCCUCCUGGCCUCAGGCAACAUUGAGGAUGCCAUUGCUGUCAAAAACAUUGCCACCAAUCAUAUCGAUGGAUUUAAUUUGAGUGACAUGGCCAGCAACCUCCUCAUCAUCUCUCAGGUGAAGAGAGGCCAAAUGAAAGAUGCUUUGGAGGUUCUUAAGAGGAUGUCACAGGCUGACCAAAUGCCCAGUCAGCUGGCCAUCACUCGACUAGUUCAGGGUUUCGGGAAUGAGGGAAACACACAGGGCAUCCAGGAAGUGGAAAGCUUGGUUAAGACAUUAGGCUCCAUCAAGCUAUCCAGCAUGCUGUUUGUAAACAAUACUGCUCUGUCUCACAUCAAAAAUGGGGAUAUUGACAGAGCGGUGGAGGUUUUGGAGUCUGUUUACACCCAGAACACAGAAAAUCAGAACCCCAAUAUUUCCUUUGUCUUCCGCAAAGUUCUAGAUGCCAACAAUGAUGCUGCGCUGGAUAAAUUGAGUGCUAUGGCGGAAAGGCUCUGCAAUCACUUUGCCUCCUACAGAGCUGCUACAGACCUCUUCCUGAUGUACUUGGACACAGGCAGGGCAGAGGAGGCCAAGGUCCUCCUGCAGCGCUGCGCCGCUGUCGCCGAGCAGAAGGACGUCAUGUUUACGUACAUGUUACGAGCGUCACAGCAGCCGGGACAGGCUGCUAAGAUCAGGACUCUGGCAGAGUUGAUCCCUGACUUUGCAGAAAAGGAAGCGAUUUAUUCAUAUCUAGUGAAAUGCUAUGGUUUGGAUAAGGACCUGGGGUCAGCUAAAGCUCUAUAUGAGCAGAUGCAGGCUGAGGGGGUAAAGGCAGACGAGUUAACGCUGAAGAGACUGGGGUUACUAUACAGAGAAGCCGGCGAAACGGUUCCCUUCCAAGAACCUUCGGAGACGUUUCGGUUCUAUGCAGACAAACUGAAGAAGCAGCGCUCUUCAGCAUAGUCGCUGAAUCCAGCAUAUGACUAGAAAACCUCUCUGAAACUUUUUUUUAUAUAUAUAUAUAUAUAUAUAUAUAUAUAUACACAACAGAUUCUGUUGAUAUACUGUGAUUGUUGGUGUCUGUUAAAAUUUGUUCUUGCCCUCCAUAAUGAUGUUUUGGAGACAUUAUGGUAACAAUAUUGUGUACAUAGGUACUGUAUUUAUGCGAAUAAAUGUAAACACAAAGUUUAGUGGCAGUUUAUUUUUAUUUUUGUUUCUGAAAUGGGUGUCACACAGUAAGAGGUUUUCACAACAAGCGCUCCUGCAAUGCAGAUUUUGACUCCACAGAAUUGAAACAUAUUCCUGUAAAAUGCAUUAUAUGACAUAAUAUGGAUCUCACAUGGAGAAUGAAGUAUUAAAUGUAUACAUACCAUAGUAAGCUUCUUUAUCAGAACACUUUACUCAGAUGCUCAGUUAUGUAGUAAUAUACACUGUAUAAUAAAUAUCUCAUUGGAAAGAUCAUGGAUCAACUGACAUGCAUCCAGGGUUAUUCAAUCAUAUAUAGAUUUAUCAGGAUUUAACAUAAGUUCAUAUCGUUCGUUAUCUAGCUCUUAAUAUACAAAUGCAUUCUUGGUGUGAUUUACAAAACCUUUCAAAGGCUUUUUAAUAAAUCUUCCAUAUAUUUAAAUCAAUACAUUUAGAAUGGAACAAAGAUGUGCUGUUUAUGGAUAUUUACCAAACCUGAGCUCUAAUCUAUCAUCAAAAAGUGGAAAAGUAAUUGUAAAAGGAAAUUAAUAGAACAUCGCUGCCAUCCAGUGGCAGUCAGUUGAAGUCUACAGACAUCAUUGGAGCAUCAACCCUUGUAUUUAGAUGUUUUAAAUAGUCUGGGCUUGACCUGUUACCCCCUUAUUAUGGGGUGAUUAUCUAACCAGUCACAUGGUCACACAAUCAAUACUCUUUUCUCAUGCAAUGUUAUGAAAACCUUUACCAAGACAUCAAGUUGAAGUGUGUUUUUAGCUAUUUGCAAAGGCUGCAAACUGUCAAUGUAGUUCCAUAACACUUAGACAUUAAAUCUUAGCUACUAAGUAACUUCAUUAAAGUCGCUCAAUUCUC